Postia placenta MAD-698-R-SB12 is the source of this 1875-nucleotide messenger RNA. Its product is annotated as glycoside hydrolase family 71 protein. Gene Ontology annotation, molecular function: glucan endo-1,3-alpha-glucosidase activity. The record is from RefSeq and is a predicted model, not a curated record. Bases 10 to 1443 code for a protein of 477 amino acids. The transcript is spliced from 5 exons. Lineage: Eukaryota; Fungi; Basidiomycota; Agaricomycetes; Polyporales; Adustoporiaceae.
UUAACCGCUAUGCGCACCUUCGCUCUUUGCCUUGCAGCCUGCGCUGCUAUCGUCCAUGCCCUUCCUUACCCCCGCUCUCUUAGGUCCCACAAGCGUGACUCCGGCUCCAAGCUAGUUGUCGCACACCAUAUUGUCGGCAACACGUUUCCGUACACCGAAAGCAACUGGGCUUCCGACAUUAAGCUCGCCUACGACUCUGGCCUCGACGGUUUCGCCUUGAACGUCGGGGUCGACUCUUGGCAGCCUGACCGCGUUGCAGAUGCAUAUUCCGCCGCGGCGUCCUCGGGCACCGACUUCAAGCUGUUCAUCUCCUUCGACAUGUCCUCCCUGCCCUGUACUUCGUCUGACAAUGCCGCCACGCUCCGCAGUUACAUUACAAGCUACGCCACCCACCCAAAUCAGCUUCUAGUUGAUGGCAAGGUCUUCGCGUCCACCUUUUCCGGCUCCGACUGUACCUUUGGUCAGGCGAACGCGCAACAGGGCUGGCAGACUCAGUUUAUCAACCAGCUCACUGGGUCGAACGCCGUUCACUUUGUACCGUCGUUCUUCGUCGACCCGACCACGUUCAGCGAGUUCGAUGGCGUCAUGAAUGGCGCGUUCAACUGGAACGGGGGUUGGCCGAUCUCUCUUACGACGACGUCGGUCGGCAGCGUUGCGUCCCAGCUCGGUGACACUGUCUUCCCUACAGACGUUGAAGCCGUCCUCAACCAGACUAUCGGCACUUUCGACACCGAUUCGCAGUAUAUCUCCGGUGUCAGCACCCUCACCGGCGGCGCUACGACGUACAUUGCGGCUGUGAGUCCGUGGUUUUUCACGCACUACUCGCCGGCGACGUACGACAAGAACUGGAUCUACCUCGCGGACUACUGGCUGUACAACGCGCGCUGGGAGACGCUCGUCGCGAACCGCGACAGCGUUGACAUUGUGGAGCUCAUCACAUGGAAUGACUAUGGCGAGUCGCACUACGUCGGCCCAAUCGAGGGUGCGCAGCCCAUGUACACCACCUGGGCAACCGGCUACGAUCACCAAGGCUGGCUAGCGAUGACGAACUACUACGCGACCGCGUUCCGCACCGGGUCGUACCCCGAAAUCACCAACGAUCAGCUCUACAUGUGGGCACGCCCCCACCCGAAGGACGCGGUCGCCUCGUCCGACUCGACUGGUGACCCGACCAACCACCAGCUCACCGAGGACAAACUCUGGGCCGUCGUGUUCGCGACCGCCCCCUCGACCGUCACGAUCACGACCGGGUCUGCACAGACGUUCAGCGUCCCUGCAGGCGUCACGAAGCUCGCUGUUCAGCUCACCCCUGGCGCGGGCAUGUCUGGCACCAUCACGCGUGACGGCUCGACUGUCGUCUCCGUAAACGCAGACGGGUACACGUUCAACGCAAACCCGUCCGAGUACAACUUCAACGCGUUCGUGGCGUACGCCUCGUCUUAGACGGACGGCCGCGUCUUCACGCUCUUGGCAAGCGGAACACAGGCUGUCCCGCGUUCGUCUUUCGUUUCCGUCUCGCUGGUCGCACCUGUCAUUUCGAGUGUUCUUGCUCUUCUCCCGCUCCUAUUCCCGUGGUCUGUUCUCCUGUCGUUCCUCCCUCCUCCUCACGACGCGUGCGUCUCUAUAUCCGGUGCUGGUCCGUGCGCCUUUUCCGGACCGGCCGACGUCCUCUGCUUCGUUCCUACCUGCGUCUGCGACCUGUUGCGCUUUUGGCUGUCCCCUUAGCGCAUUUAUGUCUCCGCAUUUGUACAUCAACCUGCAUUGUGCCAUAAGUUAUCCUUAUCUUGCGUCUACGUAGUCGCUGUACGUGUAUAUGUCUGCGUAGUGUACCUCUAUCAUGUCGCUACGUUCCCGCAAUGUCCAUGUAGUCUGCUG